AUGCGAAGGAACAGAGGUUCAAGAGCAGGGCAAAAAUCCCAUAAUCAGAACAAUGAAUCAACAAACGAGAGUGUGUUUACUAUUAGAGGUGUUGAAACCUCUAGAGCUGAUGAGUUAAUUCAAGGUAUGUGCUUAGUUGAUGAUAAGUUGGUGGUUGUAUUAUUUGAUUCAGGAGCUACGCAUUAUUUUAUAUCUAUAACUUGUGUUGAUUUCUUAAAGUUAGAAGUAGUUGAUUUGAAUAAAAGGAUAACCAUUUCUACUCCGUCAAGAGAAAUGAUGGUAACAUGUUCGGUUUGUGUAGGUUGUCGCAUAACCAUCAAAAAUAGAAAGUUUUUAGUAAACCUUAUAGUUCUCCCACUACAUGAUCUAGAUGUUAUCCUAGAAAUGGAUUGGUUAUCGGCUAACAAUGUAACCUUAGAAUGCAAGAAUAAAACUAUAACAUUUGGAGAAGAUAGUGGAAAAGUCAAUAAGGUGAAAGCUCUCACUAAAAAAUUCAUGAUGAUGUUUUCUAUUUCAGUAAAAGAAGCCCUAAACAUUGAAAACUUCCCAGUGGUGUGUGAGUUCCCAAAAGUAUUUCUAGAAGACGUUCCAGGUUUAUCACUAAUUAGGGAAGUAGAGUUUUCUAUAGAUUUGGUUCUAGGUGCUAGGCCAAUUUCUAUAUCUCCUUAUUGGAUGUCACCAUUAGAAUUGGCAGAGUUAAAGAAGCAACUAGAGAAGAUGUUAGGAAAAGGAGUUUAUCAUACCAAGUGUAUCACCAUGGGGAGCUCCAAUCUUGUUUAUGAAAAAGAAAUACGAUUCAUCUAUACUUUGCGUAGAUUAUAG
Messenger RNA from Lathyrus oleraceus (garden pea), 822 nucleotides. RefSeq lists its product as uncharacterized. Lineage: Eukaryota; Viridiplantae; Streptophyta; Magnoliopsida; Fabales; Fabaceae. The record is from RefSeq and is a predicted model, not a curated record. The coding region runs from base 1 to 822 and encodes 273 amino acids. The transcript has a single exon.